Molecule: messenger RNA, 2883 nt
Organism: Brachypodium distachyon (stiff brome)
Lineage: Eukaryota; Viridiplantae; Streptophyta; Magnoliopsida; Poales; Poaceae
Product: ABC transporter G family member 16
Exons: 1
Coding region: 390-2546 (718 amino acids)
Cellular component (GO): membrane
Molecular function (GO): ATP hydrolysis activity; ABC-type transporter activity; ATP binding
Source: RefSeq, a predicted model, not a curated record
GAUAAGAGAGUCUUACUCGGUCCUGCCUCUUCGUGCUUAUUGGGCAAUUCUCUGGUUGCAAAUCAACAAAACCAGUCCGCCAAAUAUCAUUUACAGGAUUAAGGGACUAAAUUGAUUGGGAUCAAAAAUGUCGGGGUUCGAAAUUCAUGGAUUAGAAAAAAUUCCCGUCUGAUCCCGCUCCAACCCAAUUCCAACUCGGUGCAUACCUUGUGCGAGCCCCGGUCAGAACGAGCUUCCCGGGUCGGAAUACGGAAACCAAAACGCGUCCCGUCCGGUCCCGCUCCAACCUCUCUAUUCCAACUCGGUACAUACCUCCAAGGCUCCAGGGCUAUAUACGUACUGUACCUGCGAGCGCUGCACUCCAUAGUUCAAAGUCGAAACCAAGCACGAUGCACGAGACGAGACCUGGGUUCCAAACAACGCACGAGACUCGUCGUGACACCGCAAGCACGAUGGUGACCUCCGGCGAUAUCGUCGUCGACAUCGGCGCCGACGAGGAACAGGACCAGGUGACGCUGCCCGUCGCGCGGCCCGUCCCGUACCUGCUGUCCUUCACCGACCUGAGCUACAGCGUUCGGCGGGGCCGCGGCGCCGGGCUGAUGGGCUGCCUGCCUUCGCGCGUCCUCGGCUGCCUGGCCUCCACGUCCACGGACACCAACAGCAGCAGCAGCAACACCAGGGCGCUGCUCGACGGCAUCUCCGGCUCCGCGCGCGAGGGCGAGAUUCUCGCCGUCAUGGGCGCCAGCGGGUCCGGCAAGUCGACGCUCGUGGACGCGCUCGCGGGCCGGAUCUCCCGGGACAGCCUCCGCGGCAGCGUCACGCUCAACGGGGAGCCCCUCCAGGGCCGGCGGCUCCGGUCCAUCUCGGCCCACGUGAUGCAGGACGACCUGCUGUACCCGAUGCUGACGGUGCGCGAGACGCUGCUGUACGCCGCCGAGUUCCGCCUCUCCGGGGCGCUCUCCCCGGCCCGGAAGCGCGCCCGCGUCGACGCGCUCAUCGCCCAGCUCGGGCUGACACGGGCAGCCGACACCAUUAUCGGCGACGAGGCCCACCGCGGGGUGUCGGGCGGGGAGCGGCGCCGCGUAUCCAUCGGCGCCGACAUCAUCCACGACCCGAUCCUGCUGUUCCUCGACGAGCCCACCUCCGGGCUCGACUCCGCCAGCGCCUUCAUGGUGGUCGAGGUGCUCCGCGACAUCGCGCGGAGCGGCAGCGUCGUCGUCAUGACCAUCCACCAGCCCAGCGCGCGCAUCCUCGGCAUCCUCGACCGCCUCCUGCUCCUCUCCCGCGGCCGCACCGUCUACGCCGGCACGCCCGCGGGGCUCAAGCCCUUCUUCGCCGGCUUCGGCAGCCCUAUCCCGGACAACGAGAACCCGGCCGAGUUCUCGCUCGACACCAUCCGGGAGCUCGAGCGCCUGCAGCCCGACGGCGCCGCCACGCUCGCCGACUUCAACGACACGUGGCAGGAAGCCCACGGAGGAGUCGUCAUGGACAGCCCCCCGAUGGCGCUGGAGCUCGCCAUCGCCGAGAGCGUCUCUCGGGGGAAGCUGGUGGCCCGGAGCAGCACUACGGAGGAGACGGCGUCGUCGUCGUCGUCGGUGCCGACGUUCGCGAACCCGCUGACGGUGGAGGUGUGGGUGCUGAUGAAGCGGUCCUUCACCAACACGUGGCGCAUGUGGGAGCUCUUCGCCACGCGGCUGGGCACCAUCAUGGUGACGGGCUUCAUCCUGGCGACCAUCUUCGUGCACCUCGACGACACGCCCAAGGGCGUCCAGGAGCGGCUCGGCUUCUUCGCCAUGGCCAUGUCCACCAUGUUCUACGUCUGCGGCGACGCGCUGCCGGUCUUCGUCCAGGAGCGCCACAUCUACCUCCGGGAGACGGCGCACAACGCCUACCGCCGGAUCUCCUACGUGCUCGCCAACGCCUUGGUCACGUUCCCGCCGCUAACCAUCCUGUCCCUGGCGUUCGCGGCCACAACCUUCUUCGCCGUCGGCCUCGCAGGCGGCGCCACAUCGUUCGCCUUCUUCACGCUGGUCGUGCUGGCUUCGCUCUGGGCGGGGAGCGGCUUCGUCACCUUCAUCUCCGCGGUGGUGCCGCACGUGAUGCUGGGGUACACGGUGGUGGUGGCCAUCCUCGCAUACUUCCUGCUCUUCUCGGGCUUCUUCAUCAACCGCGACAGGAUCCCGGGCUACUGGGUAUGGUUCCACUACAUGUCGCUCGUCAAGUACCCGUACCAGGCGGUGCUGCAGAACGAGUUCGGCGACGCCACGCGCUGCUUCGCCAGGGGGAUCCAGAUGUUCGACGGGACGCCCAUCGCCGGCAUGUCCGAGGCCGUGAAGAUGAAGGUGCUCGGCGCCAUCAGCGCCACGCUCGGCACCAACAUGACGGCCAGCACCUGCGUCGUCACCGGCGCCGACGUGCUCGCGCAGCAGGCCGUCACGGACCUCGGCAAGUGGAUGUGCCUCCUCGUCACAGCCUCUCUCGGCUUCUUCUUCCGGGCGCUCUUCUACGUCGUCUUGCUCGUCGGAAGCAAGAACAAGAGGAAGUAGGCGGGCUCCAUGGAACGAGAUACAUAAAAUGGCCGAUACAUAAUACUCCGUACAUACAUUCCAUUCAUGUGUUAUAGUACUGUUUUUUUUUUGAUAGUUGUUAUACUGUUGUUCAUUUGAUGACAAUAGGUUCCUUGUGUUUAUCCCCUACGGGUGGAAAAGUCAUUCUGAGGUGGGGAAAUUUUCAACUCUACAGAUUUGUCUGUCGUCAAUGUCUUAAUGAUGUAUCUUAGUCAAUUGGUUUAACUCUUCCUGCAAUUCUUAUUUGUUCGGCACAGAGAUAGACAAUCGUUGCACACCAUACUGUAUUGAUUUAUUCAGAGUUGUUGUAUCUUCA